GGCCGAACCCCGAGGGCUCGCUGUCAGCCAGCGAACUGAGCCGCUACGGCAAGCCGGAGGAGGAGGGGGAGGAGCUACAGAGGCUGUGUCAGCGCUGCCACAUCAUGGCGUCACAGCUGAAGAGACAAGCUGCUGCUCUGGCCGACACCUCGGCCCUGAAGGACCCAGCCUACGCCUCCUUCCUGUUCGAUAAGCUCCACCGCCUCCAGUGGCCUCGUCGCAGCCGCCAUGCUUCCGUCGACGCCCGCUGCGACGUCUGCGCUGCUUCCUUCCAGCAGCUGAGGCGCCUCGCACUACGUCAGGCUCUGGGCAUCAGCAGGGAGAUGACGCCUCACCCCGACACCCCCAGUGCCCCUCCCACCCCCAAUACCUGCAACCCCCCGUCCUCAGAGAGCAGCUGGGUGGUUGACGAGGGGCAGCGACAGGGGGGCGGGGCUCUGUGGGGAUGGGGCGGAGUUCAGAGCACCUACCUUGGUGGGGGUGGCGCCAAAGGGCUGGCUACGGUUACCCCCCUCCCCCUAGAUGCACACCACUACCUGGAAGGAGUGUGGAGGGUCUCCUGCUGCAGUCCUGAACACCAGCACACUACAUCUAGUGUCAGCUGUUGUGCGACCGUGAAGAAUUCGACAAAGGUCGUCGCAGUCAAACCAGCCGCCCACAGCAUCGCCACCCAGACCAGCCAACUGCCGUCUGCUGCUGCCGCAUUCUUCCUCAGGGCGGCUCAGAAACUCAGUCUGUCCCGCAGGAAGAAGUCCCAGCCCGGCCCCGCCUCCUCGCCCAGCGAGGCCCCGGGGCCCCUGCUGUACACCGGGGGCUUCAGCGGGGCCCUGCAGCUCUCCCCGCCCGCUGUCCCACCAUGCCUCCUCCGGGCAGGGUCAAAGGUCAAGGACACGCCAGGGAUGGGGAAGGUUCGGGUGAUGGUCCGGAUCUGCUCGGUCUACAGCAGCGAGUCCUCAGAGUCCAUGUCCUUCCUCAAGGUGGACGGCAGGAAGAAGCAGCUCAGUCUCUGCGAGACGUCGGGCGGCGGACAGAGACGCUCCUUGGCCUCCGCGCCGAAGACCUUCACCUUUGAUGCCGUCUUCUCCCUGGAUUCCUCACAGGCAGAGGUGUGCUCGGGGACGGUGGCGGAGGUCAUCCAGUCAGUGGUGAACGGAGCGGACGGCUGCAUCUUCUGCUUCGGACACGCUAACCUGGGUAAGACCUACACCAUGAUUGGUCGGGACUGCUCCACCCAGAGUCUGGGCGUUGCCCCGACAGCCAUCUCCUGGCUCUUUAAGGUGAUGGAGGAGCGCAGAGAGAAGGCUGGAGCUCGUCUCUCCGUCAGAGUGUCCGCCGUGGAGAUCUCUGGCCGGGAGGAGACGCUCACCGACCUCCUGGCUCAGCUGUCCUCCUCUUCCUCCUCCUCCUCCUCCUCUGGGGGCCAGCAGGAGGCCCCGGGCCCCGCCGUGUCACUGAGAGAAGACCCCGUCUGUGGAUCCCAGCUGCAGAACCAGACGGAGCUGCGGGCGAACAAUGCUGAGCGAGCAGCCUUCUUCCUGGACGCCGCCCUGGCGGAGAGGAGGAGCAGCCGGGCGCCAAACGACCAGGAGGCCCGGAGGAACUCCCACUUCCUGUUCACCCUGCACCUCUACCAGGAGAGGCUGGACAAGAGCAGCAAGGCAGCAAUGUCUGGUCGGAGUCGGCUUCACCUCCUGGACCUGGGGAGCUGUGAGACGGACAUCAGCAGGACCAGAGAGGGGGGUGGGGGUCAGUGUCUGUCUCUGUCUGCGCUGGGAAACGUCAUCCUCGCCCUCGCCAACGGGGCCAAGCACGUCCCCUACAGGGACAGCAAGCUCACCAUGCUGCUCAGUGAAUCCCUGGGCAACAUCAACUGUCGAACCAUCAUGAUCGCCCACAUCUCCGACUCCCCGGCGAACUACAUGGAGACGCUGACCACAGUGCAGCUGGCCUCCCGCAUCCACCACAUGAGGAAGAAGAAGUCCAAGUACGCCUCCAGCUCAUCUGGAGGCGAGAGUUCCUGUGAGGAAGGCCCAUCCCACCGACCCCCGCACCUUCGAUCCUUCCACCCUCGGACCGUGGCCCUCGACCCGGACACGCCCCUGCUGCUCUCCAGUGAUCCCGACUAUUCCUCCAGCAGCGAACACUCCUGCGACACCGUCAUCUACAUCGGGCCAGGAGGGACGGCCGUCUCGGACCGAGACCUGAGCGACAAUGAGGGACCACCCUCCUUUGUUCCCAUCAUCCCCUCCCUGAACAAAAAGCGGGUCAAAGACACACCCAGAUCUGAUGGUGACCACUUCAAGUGCAACACAUUUGCAGAGUUACAGGAGAGACUGGACUGCAUCGAUGGCAGGGAGGGCCCGGCCACAUUCGGUACAGAGGGUAAAGCAGCACAAGCAGCAGCACUUAGGACUGGAGCUACUAAACCCACAGAGGUGACAUCUCAGCCCAAAUCUGAUAAGAACUCCUCCCAAAGGGUCUUAGAAAGCACACCCACCGCAUGCACAAACAAACCUGAUCAGGAACAAUCCAAAAUCUCCUCAGCUGGUUUGGACACUUCCAAACGGACAAGUGCAGACGGGGAGAAACUUUCAGCUACCCCCUUUCAGCCAGGUGUGGUGAGGCAGAGUGGGACAGAGCCUGUAGUGCGAGAGAAGGUCUACCUCAAAGGAGGUGGACCCAAGCCGUCUGCCUCACCAUCCUUACCUAGGACAUCCAGGGCAGCAUCUCAGCCUGGUGAGGUUGUUGCUAGGACUCCCCCAGUGGGUAUGAGUCAACAAGCGCUGAGGCAAGGCCAGCCACUGGGGCCACGUAGCAUGGGAAGGGCCCUUCAUACAAGCAGAGGCCCCGUGGAGCUCAACAAUCUCCGGGCAUCACUGUUAGGAAGAUGCCUUGACAGGGAUUUCCUGAGGACUACAGUUACACUGCAGCAGCCCGUGGAGCUGAACGGCGAGGAUGAGCUUGUGUUCACGGUCGUAGAGGAGCUUCCUCACGGUCUUGUCCCAGACAACGGCCGUCCCUCCAACCUCCUCAGCUUCAACAGCGACUGCUCUCUGGAGGCCUUUGCCUCUGGUUCUCGCCCUGUCAGCAUCAUCAGCAGCAUAAACGACGAGUAUGAUGCUUACACAUCUCAACAAGGAGCCAUGGGACCUGGAGAUGAUGUUGGAACCAACUUCCAGGAGAUGUUUUCCCGACGUGGCAGCGAGCAGUCGUCCAUUGGCUCACGACCAAGUGAAGAGACUGCUGACUCAGCUGAAAGAGAAGAUGCUCGUUCAACAAGCAGGCUUCAGCUGAGGGACAAAAAUAUGUCAACAGAGAAUGCAUCAACACUGACCUCACCAAGUAUAUUUCAUAGACAGCAAUUUUUGCAGCAUGGCAUCAAGAGCUCGUUGAACGACAGUGGAGUCUGUUUCUCAGAGCUGGACAGUGACCCUGCGACUCCAAACAAACCUUCAUUUACCAAGUGCCCUCCCUCCCCUGACUCAACCAAAGCCUCUCUCAAAGGCUCUCUCAAGGUGAGAGCCAACACUCUGAACUCUUCACUGUCAGCCCAGAUUCCCCAUCACGCCUCCCAUUCCAGUCUUCCCAGGAAAACGAAGCCUACCUCAUCUGCAGGUGUGGGCUGCAGCAGACAGGAAGGCAGACACGAUGACUUUUUGCUUCAGGUAAGCAGCCACUUAGAUCCCAGAGAGGUCGAGUUUCUCUCUGCAGGUAAGCCAUCAAGAAGUGGCGUAAGCAGCACUUCCUCUAAGAGGCCCAGAGGGAAUAGUAACAGUGUACCUCGUCCACCAAAGGCACAAGUGUCUUCUUCAGGUCAGAGGGUUGUGGAUGGUUGCGAGAAGUCCAGCAGCAGGAGAGGAGAUACUCUGAUCAAGCUGCCACGACUCACCCGAGGUGCAACAACUCUAGGAACUGUUUCCAUCCCCCAGAGUUCUGAAUCCAAAUGGGGUCACGAGACCACGUCAGUGACCGGUACCCUGAGGUUUGCUUCCUUGGGAAAGAAGUCAAAUGGCCAGAGAAGCAACACCAUCUCCAAGUCUGGAUCUGGAAACAUAUCUCCAAGUGCCUUAAAAACAAGCAGCGACAUUGGGAAGUCCUCAUUCCCUAAAACAUCAACCUCGGUGGAAGAAUUCACCGCCAGGCUCCGGGCAGAUUCAUUCAGCCACCGGACAUCGAGCUUAAAAACUGAACAUGGCUCAGCCAGGACAUCAUCAAGCCUGAAGGCGCGAAAAGCAGAUCCCUCCAAGCACUACGGCAGUCUGUUGUCUCUGGAGAGAUGUGACAGUCAAGCCUUUGCUGGCUCCAAGUCUGAGCUGUUCAGGGACAGCAGUGCUGCUGCUGUAGGAGGUAACAGCAGGUCAAAUAGAUCAGUGUCAAGACUUGGGGUUCCAACCUCUACCUCCACAUCUGCUUCUUCCUCCCAAGUUUCUCCUGGUAUCUUUGCAACCACAAGCAAACUGGGGCAGGUCCGAGUCGGCAGCAGCUCCCGAGCAGCAGUUUCUGGUGGGUCGAAGGUUCGAGCAUUGUCUACCAGCAGUUCCAAAAGCCUGAGCUCCUCCCCGAAACCUCCUGACAAUGCAUCUGGACGCAACCCCAGCCUACCGCUAACCAGUAAGUCCCCUGCUCGCUCUGGGAUAGGAGCCAAGACGGGAAGAGGCACCAUCAUGGGCACGAAGCAGGCCAUCAGCAGGGCGGCUAACAGCAGGGUUAGCGAGCUAGCUGCUGGGAGCCCAAGGAAACAGCUCAGUAGGGGGCAUGGACUGACAGGAAGUGAUGCCACUGACAGCGGUACUAGUAGUGUCAGUGGUUCACCAGUCAACACACCAAUACCAUCACCUUACAGCAAGAUCACUGCACCUCGGAGGCCCCAGCGCUACAGCAGCGGGCACGGCAGCGACAACAGCAGCAUCCUGAGCGGGGAACUGCCCCCCGCCAUGGGCCGCACCGCCCUGUUCUACCACAGCGGGGGAAGCAGUGGCUAUGAGAGCAUGAUCCGAGACAGCGAGACCACUGGCAGCACUUCUUCGGCACAUGACUCCAUGAGCGAGAGUGGUGUGUCCUCGUCCAGCAGGAGCAGAGUCUCUAAAUCGCCCAAGAAGAGAGGAAACGGUUUCCUGCGGCGGCGUCUGAUCCCAGCUCCUCUGCCGGACCCCUCCUCCCUCGCCAGGAAGGUGGGGGGUCAGUGGGUGGACGUGCCCCCGCUGGGCGGCACCCUGAAGGAGCCCUUUGAGAUAAAGGUGUACGAGAUCGACGACGUGGAGCGCCUACAGAGGAGGAGGGAGGUGGUGACGGGGUCAGAGCAGCCGUUCCAUGACGUUGAAAAGGGUCUGCUCUACUUCAACGCCCGGCUCAGGAUGCUGGAGAGGCGGCAGCAGCAGAUCAGGGAGCUGAGGAGCAAACACGAGCGGCUGAAAGCGGAGCUGGAGGAGGCCAAGAGCCGGCUGAUGCUCCGCCCGGACAGGUGGAGCGGAGAGUUUGACGUGGACCAGGACCUGGACCGGGAGUCCCAGGAGUACUUGGAGGCUCUGGCUCAGGUCACGGCGGAUCUGGAGUACUGCGUCAACCUCUGCAAGUCCCGCGUCAUGAUGGAGACCUGCUUCGACAUCGCCGUGACGACGGCCGCCGCUGUGCAGGGAGGUCAGCAGGAGGUGGAGGUGUGAGGGGGGAGAGCUGUGACAUCACUUCCUGAGGAUAUCAUCAUCUCUCUCGCUCCACAAUAAAAGUCCAGAGAAACAGAGUCUGCAGACGCUGACUGAGAGAAGUGACAUUAGAAUCACCACAGACACGAAUCCAGAGUUCAUGACUGACGCUUUGGCUCAUGCUCAGUGACACUACGGAAGGUCGUACUCACAAAUACUUUAAUCUCGUUAUCUCGAGAUAACGAGAUUUCAUCAGGAGAAAACGAUUGUGUCUGAACCUCAUACACUUGGUGGCAGUAACUCGUUAGCUGACGAGGACUGAUUAUCCUGAUCCUGUAUGAACAUUUCUGCGCUUGAUUGAAAUAUUGUAAUGUCUCGUUAUUAUUUGGAGAUAACGGAUUAAAAGCAUUUGUGAGUCUGACUUCUCUCAGCCUCCAUAUGAAGAGAAUGAGCGUCAUGUUGAAGAAUCUCAUCAUGGUGUAGAAAGAGGAUGAAGAGGCGCUGAGACACUGAUGAACGGGUGAAUUACUGUCCAGGACUGAACACCAUUCAUUCAUUCGUUCGUUCAUUCAUUCGUUCAUUUGUUCAUACAAAGACAAACUGAGCUGCAGAGACAGAAGUAAAACUGCAUGAGGACAACAUGUCUCUGAGGGGCAACUGCAGCAAACUGCUGGUCCUGGAUCAGACUAGUGAAGAUAAACAUCUCAAAAUGGAUGAAAGCUCUGGAAGUGCCUUUCUAUUUAUGAUCUGGUUUAAUUAUAAUUUCCCUUGUUUAUUGUGUUUUUCUAUGUUUCAUGUCUGUGUGUUUAUUGGUGCUGAUUUAAACCUUUACUGUCGUCAUUAUGCAAACUGAUGAUGUGAGUGUGAAGUGAACUGUGUUUGUGGGAGAAAGAAAAGGAGAGAAGAGCUUUAGUUCUGAUUGAUCUGCCUUCACACCGUUUCUCUCAUGUCAGACUCUCACCUCCAGGAAGUGAAGAGCGUCUUCUCAGAGUCAGAUCAGAACACACACAUCAUACACAUGGUUUUAGAUCCAGUGUGACUGAAUCUAAAACGCUUCCAGAGGAGAUCGUCACCUCCUGCGUCCAGAGCCGAUAACCGAUCAAAUCAAAGGAACAAGACGCUGCUGCUUCUAGAAGAAUCCUCCUGGUUCCUUCAGUAUCACAGUGAGACAGAACAUCAUGAUACACAGCUGAUCGCAGCUGAUACACAGCUGAUCGCAGCUGAUCGCAGCUGGUCGCAGCUGAUCGCAGCUCAUACACAGCUGAUCGCAGCCGAUCGCAGCCGAUCACAGCCGAUCACAGCUCAUACACAGCCGAUCACAACUGAUCACAGCUGAUACACAACUGAUCACAGCUGAUCACAACUGAUCACAUCUGAUACACAACUGAUCACAACUGAUCACAGCUGAUCACAGCUGAUACACAAC
Molecule: messenger RNA, 7065 nt
Organism: Seriola aureovittata
Lineage: Eukaryota; Metazoa; Chordata; Actinopteri; Carangiformes; Carangidae
Gene: kif26aa
Product: kinesin family member 26Aa
Exons: 16
Coding region: 105-5660 (1851 amino acids)
Biological process (GO): microtubule-based movement
Molecular function (GO): microtubule motor activity; ATP binding; microtubule binding
Source: RefSeq, a predicted model, not a curated record